Messenger RNA from Colletotrichum acutatum, 1338 nucleotides. RefSeq names its product ornithine aminotransferase. NCBI's taxonomy places the organism in Eukaryota, Fungi, Ascomycota, Sordariomycetes, Glomerellales, Glomerellaceae. The coding region runs from base 1 to 1338 and encodes 445 amino acids. The transcript is spliced from 3 exons. The record is from RefSeq and is a predicted model, not a curated record. Gene Ontology annotation, cellular component: cytoplasm. Gene Ontology annotation, molecular function: L-ornithine transaminase activity; identical protein binding; pyridoxal phosphate binding.
AUGGCCCCCCACGCAAACGGCGGCACCCCUCAGUCCAAUGGCGGAGUGGAGUCGAGAUACCACGCCUCUUCCACCCAGGCCGCCAUCAAGUCCGAGGAGGAGCUCGCUGCCCACAACUACCACCCGCUGCCUGUCGUCUUUUCCAAGGCGAGCGGCGUUCACGUCUGGGAUCCCGAGGGCAAGCAGUACCUCGAUUUCCUCUCCGCCUACAGCGCCGUCAACCAAGGCCACUGCCACCCCGAGCUCGUCAAGGCCUUGACUGAGCAGGCCAGCAGAUUGACUCUCAGCUCGAGAGCCUUCUACAACGAUGUCUUCCCCAAGUGGGCCGAGAAGAUCCAGCAGGUCUUUGGCUAUGACAUGGUUUUGCCCAUGAACACAGGCGCCGAAGCCGUCGAGACCGCAAUCAAGAUUGCCCGCAAGUGGGCGUACAAGGUCAAGGGCGUUGAGCAGGGCAAGGCUCUGGUCUUCUCCGUCAACGACAACUUCCACGGCCGAACUAUGACUGCCAUCUCUCUGUCAGUCGACCCCGAAUCGAGAGACAACUACGGCCCCUAUGUUCCCAACAUUGGCGCCCUGAACCCUUCCACGGGCAAGGCCAUUCGCUACAACAACGUCGAGGAUAUCGAGGCGGUGUUCGAGGCGCACGGCAAGGACACUGCUGCCAUCAUCAUCGAGCCGAUCCAGGGCGAGGCCGGUGUCGUGGUCCCCGACGACGACUACCUGAAGAGAGUGAACGAUCUUUGCAAGAAGCACAACGUCCUCUUCAUCUGCGACGAGAUCCAGACCGGUAUCGGCCGCACUGGACGCAUGUUGUGCUCCCAGUGGGCCGGCAUCAAGCCUGACAUGAUCACCCUGGGCAAGGCCAUCUCUGGCGGUCUGUACCCCGUCAGCUGCGUCCUGUCGAGCAAGGAGAUUAUGCUCGUCGUUGAGCCCGGCACCCACGGUUCCACCUACGGCGGUAACCCCCUGGGAUGCGCCGUGUCCAUCCGCGCGUUGGAGAUCAUGGAGGAGGAAGAUCUGACUGCCAAGGCUGAGAAGCUGGGCAACAUCUUCCGCGAGGGCAUCAGAGCCUUCAACUCGCCCAUUGUCGAGCUGGUGCGCGGAAAGGGUCUCCUCAACGCCGUCGUCAUUGACGAGUCGGCUACGGAUGGCCGCACGGCCUGGGAUCUGUGCCUGUUGUUGAAGGAGAAGGGUCUCUUGGCCAAGCCUACACACGGCAACAUCAUCCGCUUCGCUCCUCCUUUGGUCAUCACCGAGACCGAGCUUCGCAAGGCUAUCAACAUCAUCGGCGAGGCGCUCAAGGAGCUCCCGACUGUCGAGAAGGCUGCGCACCACUAA